Pteronotus mesoamericanus is the source of this 2764-nucleotide messenger RNA. RefSeq names its product carnitine palmitoyltransferase 1B (gene CPT1B). Gene Ontology annotation, molecular function: carnitine O-palmitoyltransferase activity. Lineage: Eukaryota; Metazoa; Chordata; Mammalia; Chiroptera; Mormoopidae. The transcript is spliced from 19 exons. Gene Ontology annotation, cellular component: mitochondrion. Gene Ontology annotation, biological process: long-chain fatty acid transport; carnitine metabolic process; fatty acid metabolic process. The record is from RefSeq and is a predicted model, not a curated record. Bases 208 to 2523 code for a protein of 771 amino acids.
GCCCCGAGUUCCUCCGUGCAGGGGAGGGGGCCUAGGUGCCGCCCGCGUCUAUUUUCUCAACCCCAAUUUGGGAGUUGGUGUCAGGUUCCCGCUGAGGGCGGGGCAGGGGCGGCCAGCCUGAAGGACGCGGGGACACUGGCCAGAGUGGCCCCGCACGCAGACAGGAAGGAGUGAGCCCGAGCUGUGCUGUGCCGGCCAGCCCCCAGGAUGGCGGAAGCGCACCAGGCUGUGGCCUUCCAGUUCACCGUGACCCCAGAUGGGGUUGACUUCCGGCUCAGUCGGGAGGCCCUGAAACACAUCUAUGUGUCCGGGAUCAACUCCUGGAAGAAACGCCUGAUCCGCAUCAAGAACGGCAUCCUUAGGGGUGUGUAUCCUGGCAGCCCUACCAGCUGGCUGGCCGUCGUCAUGGCAACCGUGGGUUCUUCCUACUGCAAUGUGGACGUCUCCAAGGGGCUGAUCUGUUAUAUCCAGAGGCACCUCCCUCAGGGACACGGCCCCUACCAGAACCCCCAGACGCGGGCGCUGGUCAGCAUGGCCGUCUUUUCCACGGGGGUCUGGAUGACAGGCAUCUUCUUCUUCCGCCAAACCCUGAAGCUGCUGCUUUCCUACCACGGCUGGAUGUUUGAGAUGCACGGCCAGACCAGCCGCGUCACCAAAGCCUGGGCUAUGUGCGUCCGCCUUCUGUCCAGCGGGCGGCCCAUGCUGUACAGCUUCCAGACGUCCCUGCCCAAGCUUCCCGUGCCCAGCGUGCCGGCCACGAUUCAGCGGUACCUAGAGUCCGUGCGGCCCUUGUUGGAUGACAAGCAGUAUCACCGCAUGGAGACGCUGGCCAAGGAAUUCCAGGACAAGACUGCCCCCAGGCUGCAGAAGUACCUGGUACUCAAGUCGUGGUGGGCAGCUAACUAUGUGAGUGACUGGUGGGAAGAGUACAUCUACCUUCGAGGCAGGACGCCCAUCAUGGUGAACAGCAACUAUUACGUCACGGACUUUGUGCUCAUCAAGAACACAGACGUGCAGGCCGCCCGCUUGGGAAACGUCGUUCACGCCAUGAUCACGUACCGCCGGAAACUGGACCGUGAGGACAUCAAGCCUGUGAUGGCGCUGGGCAUCGUGCCCAUGUGCUCCUACCAGAUGGAGAGAAUGUUCAACACCACUCGGAUCCCGGGCAAGGAGACAGACGUGCUGCAGCACCUUGCAGAGAGCAGGCACGUGGCCGUCUACCACAAGGGCCGCUUCUUCAAGGUGUGGCUCUACGACGGCUCCCGCCUGCUCCAGCCCCGGGAGCUGGAGCUGCAGUUCCAGAGGAUUCUGGAUGACCCGUCCCCGCCCCAGCCCGGGGAGGAGAAGCUGGCAGCCCUCACUGCGGGCGGAAGAGUGGAGUGGGCGCAGGCGCGCCAGACCUUCUUCAGCUCUGGCAAGAACAGGGCUGCUCUGGAUGCCAUUGAGCGCGCUGCCUUCUUCGUGGCCCUGGACGAGGAGUCUCACUGCUACGACCCCGGGGACGAGGCCAGCCUCAGCCUCUACGGCAAGGCCUUGCUGCACGGCAACUGCUACAACAGGUGGUUUGACAAGUCCUUCACCCUCGUCGCCUUCAAGAACGGCCAGUUGGGCCUCAACACGGAGCACUCGUGGGCAGACGCCCCUAUCGUAGGGCACCUCUGGGAGUUUGUCCUGGGCACCGACAUCUUCCACCUGGGCUACACGGAGACAGGGCAUUGCCUGGGCAACCCGAACCCCAUGCUGCCACCUCCUCAGCGGCUGCAGUGGGACAUUCCCGAGCGGUGCCAGGCAGCCAUCGAGAGCUCCUACCAGGUGGCCAAGGCGCUGGCAGACGAUGUGGAGCUGUAUUGCUUCCAGUUCCUGCCCUUCGGCAAAGGCCUCAUCAAGAAGUGCCGGACCAGCCCGGACGCCUUCGUGCAGAUUGCGCUGCAGCUGGCGCACUUCCGGGACAGGGGCAGGUUCUGCCUGACCUACGAAGCCUCCAUGACGAGACUGUUCCGGGAAGGGCGGACUGAGACUGUGCGUUCCUGCACCACCGAGUCCACAGCCUUCGUCCGGGCCUUGGUGCAGGGGUCCCACACGAGAGCAGACCUCCAGAAACUCUUCCGGAAAGCCUCUGAGAAGCACCAGAGCAUGUACCGCCUGGCCAUGACAGGGGCGGGCAUCGACAGGCACCUCUUCUGCCUUUACGUGGUCUCCAAGUACCUGGGCGUCAGCUCCCCCUUCCUGGCAGAGGUGCUCUCGGAACCCUGGCGCCUCUCUACCAGCCAGACCGCCCAAUUCCAGAUCCGCAUGUUUGACCCAAACAAGUACCCCAAUCACCUGGCUGCUGGCGGAGGCUUUGGCCCUGUGGCGGAUGACGGCUACGGGGUCUCCUACAUGAUCGCAGGCGAGAACACCAUCUUCUUCCACGUCUCCAGCAAGUUCUCCAGCUCAGAGACGAAUGCCCAGCGCUUUGGGAACCACAUCCGCCAAGCUCUGCUGGACAUCGCUGAUCUUUUCCAAGUUAAGGCCAACAGCUGAAGGCUGGGGAAGGCCAGCUCCCCUUUCAUCCCUGUGUGUGGAGGAAUGGGCCUGUGGUCAGCUCGCAGGCCCCGGGGGUGACCACGCACAGGUGCCCAGGCUCCAAGGACAGCGCUGGCAGCAGGUGCUCCCCAGCCGACGCUGCUCCCCGAGGCCCAUCUGGUGGAGGUGGGAUUGGAGCAGGGAGGGAAUUUUGAUUUUUUUUCUCGCUAGAUACUAAUAAACAUAAGGCUGUGUAAUU